CUUUCUGUCCAUCGACAAAAUCACACCUCCUCCAUCUCAAACAUGGCUGUAGUCAUCGAGGAUCCCUGGAAAGAGUCGGCCACUGCCCUAUUUGCUGGCAUUGGUCUCCUCUACAUUUCCCUGAAAAUCUUCAGCUUUUGGAGACUGAUUGCUAGUCUGUUCAUCCUGCCCGGGACCUCUUUUGGUCGCAAAGGAACCUGGGCUGUUGUGACUGGUGCUUCCGACGGUAUUGGCAAGGAGUAUGCCUUGCAACUUGCAGCUAAGGGCUUCAACAUUGUUCUUGUCUCUCGCACACAGUCGAAGCUUGACACUCUGGCCUCCGAGAUUCAGUCCAAGUACACUUCUGUCCAGACCAAGACUCUUGCUAUGGACUUCUCGCAAAACCUCGACUCCGAUUUCUCUGCUCUAAAGGCUCUGGUAUCCAACUUGGACGUCUCCAUCCUCAUCAACAAUGUUGGUCUGAGCCAUGAAAUGCCCGUUCCUUUCGUUCAGACUCCCGAGAAGGAGCUCAAGGAUAUCAUCACUAUUAACUGCAUGGGCACCCUCCGUGUUACUCAAGUUGUUGCACCUGGUAUGGUACAGCGCCGUCGCGGUCUGAUCCUUACUAUGGCCUCUUUCGGUGGUGUUCUCCCGACUCCACUGUUGGCCACCUACUCCGGCAGCAAGGCUUUCCUUCAGCAAUGGAGCAGUGCUCUGGGCUCUGAGAUGAAGCCCCACGGCGUUCACGUUCAGCUUGUUCAGUCCUACCUGGUAACCUCGGCAAUGUCUAAGAUCAAGCGCGCCAGUGCUACUAUUCCCAACCCCAAGCAGUUCGUCAGAGCUGCUUUGGGUAAGAUUGGCCGCUCUGGUGGUGCUCAGGGUAUUGCAUACACCAGCACUCCUUACUGGAGCCACGGCAUCAUGCAUUGGGCGCUUGGCACUUUCACCGGUACCAUGAAUUCCAUCGUUUUGGACCAGAACAAGGGAAUGCACGAGAGCAUUCGUAAGCGUGCUUUGAGAAAGCUGGAGAGAGAUGGCAAGAAGGGCCAGUAA
This is a messenger RNA of Aureobasidium uvarum, 1032 nucleotides long. The record is from the annotation of a GenBank genome assembly. Lineage: Eukaryota; Fungi; Ascomycota; Dothideomycetes; Dothideales; Saccotheciaceae.